Messenger RNA from Galleria mellonella (greater wax moth), 2918 nucleotides. RefSeq lists its product as uncharacterized. The coding region runs from base 90 to 800 and encodes 236 amino acids. The record is from RefSeq and is a predicted model, not a curated record. The transcript is spliced from 3 exons. Gene Ontology annotation, molecular function: transmembrane monodehydroascorbate reductase activity. Lineage: Eukaryota; Metazoa; Arthropoda; Insecta; Lepidoptera; Pyralidae.
UUUUUAUUUACUCGACAGUCAACGUACAAACAGUGUGUGACUAACAAGAAAAUUUUUACUAAAUAAUAAAAAAAAAAUAAUUAAAAAUUAUGUCUGCACCACCACCGCCUCCGCCGCCCCCUCCUGGACAUGUACAGUCUGUACAUGUUGUGGAAACAAAUACAUCAAAUUCUAUAAUAACCUUCCUAAAUAUAAUUAAUGCUAUCACACAUUGGUUGCUAGGUGCAGUGGUAAUCGGGGCUUUCUUUUUUGCAAAUAUUGUACCCAAGGCUGGAAUUUUUUCUACUUUGAGGCAACAUAUUUAUUUAUGUGUUACAGGGUACAUUAUUUUAAUGAGUCUGGCUUUAACUUCCAUAAAUCCUUAUUCGGGCUUUUUAAAGACCCUGGAUCAAAAUAAAAAAAGGACGAUACAUUUUGUUCUACAAGUAAUAGGAUCAGUUCUUGCUAUUGCUGGCAGCAUUUUAAGCAUAUCCAAAUUUAAGAACUUCAAUAGUGCUCAUGGAAUUCUCGGAUUAAUCGCAAUGAUCUUAACAUUUUUAAGUCUAAUUGGAGGACUGGUCAAUGUAUUCGCUCAAAAACUAAAUAAAUUUCCUGUACUUAUUAAAUCUUGUCACGCUUGCCUUGGUAGCGUUACACUUAUUGUCGCAUUUUUGAGUCUUAUAUUUGGUUUCUCGAGUGACAUAUUUAGGAAUAGUAUAGGAGAAACAAAUAGUAAUAUGUGUAUAGCAUUCACUGUUUUUGCAUUAGUGGGCGUUAUAAUUUCACCGUGUAUCACACUUUUCAGUAGAUUAUUUAAGUAAAUUUAAUUUUAUAUUUCUUAUAUCUAAUAUAAUCUAAUCUCUAAUACUGUAAGCAAAAAUAUAAAUGUACAUUAUUACAUUUGAAUAAAUUCCUUCGAUUGAAAAAGAGAAUUAUCAAAACUAGUUCAGAAUUAUUGAUGAUGUCACAUAAUAUCUAUAAGUAUACAAAAACAAGUAAAGAAAAAUACAAUCAGCUGAACCUCUUCCUUUUUAAAGUAGGUAAGAAUAUGAACACAAAUGAAAAGUCAAUACAAGUAUUACCACUUAUUACGUAAUAAUAUUUUACCACAUGCUAAAUUUCAUCCAAAUUACUCCAGUAAUUAAAUUAUAUUUACUUUUGGUACUAUUUUUUAUCUAAUUUCUAUAAGUACUUAACGAGAUAUGUUUCAAUGAAAUUCAGCCACGGUCCACUGGUUUCAAACAAAAACAACAAGCUUUUAACUGACAAACCUCUAUAUUUCAAUAACAUAUAGGUUAUUGUCAAUCACAGCUUUGUUGCAUUACAAUCUAUCUAUCUUUAGGCCAAGUCCCUUGCGGAGUAGGCAGAGAUCAAUAUAUAUAUUAACAUUACGAAUACCUACAUAUACCUACGUAUAUUAGUAAUAUGUGUUAAAAAAAAGUAAUAUUGUAGGAAUAUUCUGUUCGCCGUGUAAUCCCGCCAUAGAAUGGCCCACCUCCUCCUUCCCCAUGGGUAUCGUAAGAGGCGACUAAAGUAAUUUAAUAGUUGAGGGAUGGGCAGCAACGUCCCUUUUAAAAUAUCACUAAAACCUAACUACGGUUGCCAACCUGCCUACCAAGCGUGACAACUAUUGGUAGAACCGCCCUUUACGGGGGAGCAUAUGUUCAGUAAUAAACAGUUAACGGCUGAUAUGAUACCUAAUGAUGAUGAUUCUGUAACCAACUUCGGAACGGAAAUUUUUUACUUUGUAAUGUAUGAUGCAUAAUAUGAUUGUUUAGUAUAUUGCAUAUAAUUUGUUUUAUUUUACUAUUUAAACAUUUUAUAUUUUCUACGUAUUGUAAUGAAAUAUAUAGGAUUUUAUUAAUUUUUUAUUUAAUUCUUUAUUGCACCAUAAAUAAAAAUAUACAGUGACAAGUGAAUAAUUCAAGCGAAAUACAGUAACAUAAAUAUAUAUUAUAUUGGAAAGAUAUGUUUCAGAGAACUACAAAUUAAUAUGACUACAUAAAAUUCCUAGUUAUCUAUUUAAUACUAUAAUAUUUUAUAAGAUUAUGUGUGUAUUACUGAUAAUGUUAUAUACAUUACAUAUUACAAGGAAAAAUAAAUUAAAACAACACAUAUGUUUCUAAAUCUUUAUCACUUGUUCAUUAUCUAUUUACAUUAAUCCUUAUAUUAACUAAACUUUAUUACAUAGUUAUUUAAAUACAUUUGAAAUUACUUAAUAUUUUAGAGUCAUGACCGUGUUCUACAUUACUUAUAUACUUAAGUAUCACACUGAAUACAAAUAGUUACACUUUAAGUAAUUUAAUAAUACCAUUAUGUUACUUUAACUAUAAUAAUUAGAUAUGCUUAUAUUGCAAAAGAAAAUUUAAAAAUAAGGCAUUAAAAUAUAAUGUUGUAAACAUGUAUAUAUAUUAGAAGUGUACAUAUUUCAUAAUAUUAAAUUAAUAAUUUAAUUAAUGAUCGUUUUAUUAGAAAACGAUAUUAUAGAUGUAAUUAAGGUUCAAAUUCGUUUAUAGUUAAACAAUGGUUAGAAAUUUGAUUACUCAAUUUUAUUCAUUAUUAUAAUAUUCUUAAAACAAUUUGACUUUUAAUUCUUCAACUGUUAAUAAUUAAAUUCAAAAUCAACGUUUACAUAUGUUCUAUUUAUAACAAUAAUGGCAAUAUAAUUAUUUAGGUAAUGUUUUACUUCUUUUAUUCUUUUUUGUUAGCGUUAGCAUCGCUAUCUAAAUUAAGUUGGUUCUUCACAUACUAGUCAAUUUUGGGACAUUGUUUGCUUAGAUUUAUAAGGUGAUUCUAGAUCUAGCGUCCAAAAACGUCCUCUCACUAAAACUACACUCAAGUGCUUAUACGCUCGGAUGAUACUUGUCGCUUUUCUUGUUUAACAUUACUAUUAAAAUAUGUUUGUCCUUGUCAUAUACUAAAUAAACAUUACAAAAUGA